AAUAAAUGAUUGCACUUGUGAAAGGCGGUCUUAAAAAUUUCAUCUUUCUAAAUUGCUAACAUGGAACCACUUUAUCACCAAACGAAUCGAAUGCUGCAGGAAAUCGAGCAGAAUUUCCAGAAGUUGGCGCAAACAAACGGUCCUGACACGACAAAUGUUGAGAAUGAUAUUCAAAUGAAAAUUACUGCUGCAAAUUCGAACUGUGACCGUCUAGAUGUGUUACUUUAUAAAGUACCGGCUUCUCAACGCCCAAGUGCAAAAAUGCGUAUCGACCAGUUAAAAUAUGAUAUUCGACAUUUACAGGGUUCAUUGCAACUUUAUCGGGAAAAACGACAGCGGCGCUUGGUAGAAAUUUCCGAACGUGAGCAGCUAUUAAGUCACCGCUUUUCAAGCAAUUCUAAUGCAACAGAAACGUGCCUAGACAUAGACUAUUCCUUGCAACAUCACACGCAACUAAACAAUGCACAUCAAGGAGUAGAUGAUAUGAUUGCUUCUGGAGGCAAUAUAUUAACUAGUUUAAUAAAUCAGCGGGAAACACUAAAGGGUGCUCAACGUCGAAUCCAUUCUAUCGGCAGCACCCUUGGUCUAUCUAAUCACACUAUGAAGUUAAUUGAGCGUCGUUUUGUAGAGGAUAAAUAUAUAAUGUUAGGUGGCAUGGGUGUUACAUUGCUUAUUAUUGGAUUAGUCAUUUAUUUUGUAGUAUUUUGAGUAAAACUAAUAGGAAAAGUAUGUGAAAUUAUAAUUAAUUUUUUUUACUACUAAUUAUAAUUUAAAAUAUGAGUAGGUUGAAAUACGCUAUAAGAUCUAUAUUUAAGUUUUAACAUCCUAAUUUGGAGGUAAAUAAAUGUCGACAUCAAAAGAAAUCCAGCUAAGUGCUGCGGAAAUAACGUGGUUUUCCCCUUAA
This is a messenger RNA of Anastrepha obliqua, 904 nucleotides long. It is a transcript of the gene Membrin, whose product is annotated as probable Golgi SNAP receptor complex member 2. The coding region runs from base 61 to 708 and encodes 215 amino acids. The record is from RefSeq and is a predicted model, not a curated record. Gene Ontology annotation, cellular component: ER to Golgi transport vesicle membrane; late endosome membrane; SNARE complex. Gene Ontology annotation, molecular function: SNAP receptor activity; SNARE binding. NCBI's taxonomy places the organism in Eukaryota, Metazoa, Arthropoda, Insecta, Diptera, Tephritidae. The transcript has 2 exons. Gene Ontology annotation, biological process: vesicle-mediated transport; vesicle fusion.